AUUUCGACGUGGUCGUGCCGCUUGCUGUGUGGACCCCUUUGCAGCUGCGGGUGCCAGUGAGCGUCAUGCAGAGCAGCUCGUCUAAUUGUGAGUACACGUUUGAAGACCAGACCCUAAAGGUGACCUGCACCCAGGUCCAGGAGGCUUCGAGCUUCUUGCAGGACCGGGCGACGUGGUAUUGUGCGGCCUGGAAUUCGAGCAAGCUCAAAGAGUGCGUUGUCUCUCGGAAUUUCGCUCAAAACGUCCCGCACCACGCCGCAGGCUCAUCUGUGAUCGUGUCGGAGCUCACAUUCAAAGCGAAGUUGGGUGGGCAGUACCGCGACAUUGUCUGGCCCACAGGCCACCGAAUGUCGCCCGAGGUAUUCUCCGUAGUUCCUGACCUGUCCGAGUGGUACCAGAUGGACACCGACGUGGCAGCCUACGCGCAGAUCUGGUCCCGAAUACGUUUAUGCCAGGUGCACGCUGGGGCGUUGGCGGGCUCCACGUAUACGCAGCGGAUGCCGGCCCUGAAGCUUAAGUGGUACCCGGGGCAGGGGGGUCAUUUCUUCGAGUGCCAAUUGCAGCGACGUUCUGACGCAGACGAAGACAAGUGGAUCCAGCGGGAGGACAUGGUAAUCUUGCGGUGCAGCACCCAGAAGGGGGAGGCGGUCUUUUACGGUCUCGUGCAGGAGAGCACAGCCAAGACCACCCAAUUCAAGACGAAGAUGUGCGACACGACCCGUUGCACAGGCCAACAUUGCCCGUAUGCGCACAGCCAGGAGGAACUCCAGGGUUGUUGUUACACAGUCAAGGUGAAGCUUUCCAACAUAUCUCUUGCGGCAUACCUGGUUCAGAGAGGCCCAGGCCAGCUAUUGAGUUUUGCAGAUCCAGAUGAGUCUUACAAUGUUCAGUUUAUCAGCGUGCCCCUUGCUGAGAAGAAGAACCUGGAGAUGUUGAACAACAUGGGCAUAAAAGCAGCUAACUUGAAGACGACGUCGCCCAUGAACCGCUACCUGACCAGCGCACGUAGCCCAGAACAGGUACGCCAGCAGCAGGAAAUGCGUCCACUUGCAAGCACCAAGCAGGUGGAUGACGCGCUGGAUGGCCACUUUUGCAUCACGAGCGGGACUGGCGUGAACAAGGAGCAGCUUGAGGGGGUCAAGCGCGGCUUGCAGUGUGACUUCUCCAUGGUGCAGGGCCCCCCCGGUACUGGGAAGACCACCUUCUUGGUGCGCCUUGUUGUGGCCCUUCUCAACCUGGAGACCGACAGAAGCCGGGAGCCGAGCUGGGAGCAGGCCCGAAGCAAGCGCACGCCGGCGGGGCAGCAGAAAGAGCAAGAGCCGGGGCGAAUUUUGGUUUGCGCCCCGUCAAAUUUCGCCGCAGACGAGAUCGUGUCGCGGCUGGCCCGCAGCACCAACAUCCCGCCCCGUUUCAUCACGCGAGUGUACGCCCGCGCCAUUGAGAUGGCACACGGGAGCCGGUACAAAGGCGGUGCUUUGGUGCCCUUGGGCAAGCACUCGGACAUGAGGUUCGACAUCAGGUCAGAAUUGGAGGAAUUCGGUUUGCACCACAAGACCAAACACUCGGCCGACGUCAGGCCCCUGGAGGGCCGGCUGCCGCCGGACUCGAUCGACCCUGUCGCGCAGAAGCAGUACGACGAAGCGCACGAGCGCGGGGAGGUGGAAGUUUUGAGGAGGAGCAGGGUGGUUGUCACGACUUGUACCUCUGCUUUCCUUCACACGGCGCUCACGAAGGGGAAAGUGACGAAGAUGACUCGCACGGUGCCCUUCGCCACGGUCAUCGUGGACGAAGCUGCGCAAGCCAGCGAGCCCGACGUGGUGUUGCCGAGCCUUUUGGCGGAGGACCGCGUCGUGGUCGUUGGCGAUCACAAGCAGCUUGGCCCUGUAAUACCUGAGAAGAACAUGUGCAAAGCGUAUGUCAACGCGCUGGAAAUGCCAUUCAUUGAAAGGAUAUUGAAAGGAGGUGCCGAACGAGCACGCGCGAACACCUCCUUGAACCGCCAGUACAGAAUGGCUCCGACAAUCAGGUCUUUUCCCUCGAAGCAGUUCUACAGUGGCAUCUUGCAGGAUGAACUGCCUAGGGAGCCUCCGAGCUUGCCGCGAGGCGUGUGGCCCAAGGAAAAGGAGAACGUCGUCUUUAUAGACUGUCAGACCCCACAUACUUUCGGCCUGGUGGUGGAAGAUGGCCGGCGAAGCUCGAUGUCUCCAACGUUGGUCGAGGGUAAUACAUCCAUCAAGAACGACGGGGAGGUUUUGAUCCUUGUUGAGGUUGUCUGGAGGCUCCUGAACCAUAACAAAACUGACCCGUCACACAUUGGAAUCAUCACCCCGUACCGAGCUCAGCAGCAGCAGAUUCGCGAGAAGCUGCUUGAACGCAUUGGCUACCGGGCCAAGUCUAUAGCUGUUGGAACCGUGCAUGCGUUGCAAGGCUCUGAACGUGAUUUCAUCAUCCUCAGUUUUGUGCGCAGCACGUCUGAGGAGCUCGUGUCGCAAGCAGCGCUCCCGUCAGCAUCUGACACAGUUGUAUCGGUGGAGGAAAAGAACGUGGCGUUGCGGCAGAUCUGCGAGAGCAAUUUGGGUAUAGUGUCGAACCCGAAGCUGCUGAACGUAUCCCUCACGCGAGCCAGGCAUGGCCUGGCCUGCAUCGGCAACAAGGCUGUUCUGUCGAUGGGAUCGACUGAUUUUUUCGACCUGAUCGAGGACCUGUCUGAGCGCAAGUGCGUCUUGAGCCAGAAGCAGUUUAUGAACAGGCCGAGGCCGUAGUCUGUCCUGCGCAGAGAACCUGUGUGCUCAUCGCGGUGCUCCUGCUCCUGUCAGGCUUCGCUGGAGCGGUGAGCUCUGGCGCGGUGCACUCGGCAACUAGUGUUUUCGAUCGUAGGUCGCCGAUCGGCGAUGUUGCGCGCGGGAACAGUGUUCUACCUACUCGAUCCCACGCGCUGUUAGAUGCAGGCCGAGCGCCUGCACAUAGAUAUUAGGCUGGCGAUGUUGCCAUGCUGGCAUGUCCGUGCGUCUUCGUGUAUCUCUGCGCUCUUCUGUGUUCUAUGCUUUUCCCCACCCCACAGCCGACAGGUUGGGGGCGUCAUAUUUUAAGAACAGGCUUCCCGGCCGGCCCGCCCUGCACACCGCGGCCGCCAGAUCCCCAGGCUGCUGAUAAUCCUUGGUGGUCCCGCCCCACCCCGGCCCUGCAUACCGCGGCCGCGAGAUCCCCAGGCUCCCGAUCAUCCCUGGUGG
Molecule: messenger RNA, 3230 nt
Organism: Prorocentrum cordatum
Lineage: Eukaryota; Dinophyceae; Prorocentrales; Prorocentraceae
Source: the annotation of a GenBank genome assembly